AUGUCUCAAAAACCGUUCAGGGUUAUUAUCGUGGGGGGCUCUGUCACAGGCCUCACAUUAGCUCACAGCUUGCACAGAAUUGGAGUCGAUUAUAUAAUUCUAGAGAAGCGAGCCAAGGUUGUACUACAGGAGGGAGCCUCAAUUGGAAUCCUGCCGAAUGGUGCUCGAGUUCUGGAUCAACUUGGGCUUUAUGAUACCAUCGAGCAGUCCGCCGCCCCUCCUGAAUCAUCUCACAUCCAUUUCCCCGAUGGUUUUCACUUUAUCAGUCCUUACCCCAAGAGGAUGCUCGAAAGUUUCGGAUACCCCAUUGCCUUUUUAGAAAGGCGGAGACUGCUGGAAAUCUUGUACAACACACUACCUGACAAGACCAGACUUAAGGUCAACAAAACAGUCUCCGACAUUGAGCAAUAUCCAGAAGGGGGCAAAUGCAACGCGCGGGUCCGAACCCUCGAUGGAGAUGUGUAUGAGGGUGACCUCGUCGUCGGAGCUGAUGGCGUGCAUAGUCGAACUCGGAGAGAAAUGUGGCGACUGUCCGGCUCUUCGUCGACGGGUGAUGUCCCCGUUAGUGAAAGAAACACUGACAGCCUAUUCCAGGGAUUGUCUGGCCUAAGUGUUGGCCAGCAAGUUAUGCGCAUAUACAAUGGGCGAACACUGCUGGUGGUGCCGUCCAAAGACGAGCUGGUUUUCUGGUUUUUGUCACAGAAGCUUGACCGGAAAUAUGAGUACAGCAAUGCCCCUCGCUUUACGUUGGAAGACGCCGCUGCUCAGUGCUUGCAAGUGGCGGAUGCUCCCAUAGCGGAUGGGAUCCAGUUCCAAGAUAUUUGGAAGAUGCGACAGGCUUUCAACAUGGUUUCUCUAGAAGAAAACCUUUUCAAGACCUGGUCCUUCGGCCCUAUAGUCUGUAUUGGAGACAGUAUGCACAAGAUGACAAUCAAUUUUGGACAAGGCGCAAACUGUGCUAUUGAAGACGUGGCUGUCUUAUCCAAUCUGAUACAUGCGCUCCUCUUGGAGAACAAGGGCAUGAAGCCAACAUCCCGGGACAUUGAGGUUCUGUUGCGACGCUUCAACCGCAUACACCUUUCGAGAGUAUCCCAUAUUUUUAACAUGUCUUGGCUCGUAGCACGAGUGCAUGCACAGGAUGGAUGGCUCCGAAAGAUAAUAGGAAGAUAA
This is a messenger RNA of Fusarium pseudograminearum CS3096, 1170 nucleotides long. RefSeq lists its product as uncharacterized. Bases 1 to 1170 code for a protein of 389 amino acids. The record is from RefSeq and is a predicted model, not a curated record. The transcript has 6 exons. Lineage: Eukaryota; Fungi; Ascomycota; Sordariomycetes; Hypocreales; Nectriaceae. Gene Ontology annotation, molecular function: FAD binding.